This is a messenger RNA of Porites evermanni, 9308 nucleotides long. The record is from the annotation of a GenBank genome assembly. Lineage: Eukaryota; Metazoa; Cnidaria; Anthozoa; Scleractinia; Poritidae.
AUGUCUGCAGCAAUGCUUCACGAAUCUAUCUGGUACGACAGACCGAAAUACGAGCAGGCAGAAGCUCAUUAUCAGAGAUCUCUCGCGGGAACUUUGUCUGUCUCGCAGUCACAUGGGUCGCCAGUAAAGGUACUUGAUAUCAAAAUCUUCAUGUUUUCCACAGCCAAUCUUUACUUUAUUUGGACUAUUUUCUUACAUGUACUGUAUAUGGUUUUUGAAAUAGAAUUGCGUUGUUAACUUUCGUUACAUGUGUUAAAAAGUUAAUUUUACAUCAUGAGAAAAGUCCAUUCUUUCACUCAUUAUUUUUUUAUUUAUUUAUAGCCGAAGGCAAUCAUAAUGAACAAAACGAAUUUUCAUACCUAGCUGAUUUUCUUUUUUGUAUGAGAAGACUUGUCUCUUCCUUAAAAUGAACAUUUAAAAUGCUUCUCUUAUCUCUACAGUACAGUUCCUUAUGAUUUGAUGUGGGCUUCCUAAACCCUACUCCCCCCCCCCCCCCCCCCCCCCCCCGUGCCACUUCUAUGUCUACUCCCCCAAGUAACUUUUACAUGAUGAUAAGGUGGCAUAGUUGUUUGCUGUACACUUUAUACACUCAUCAACAGGUGAUCUCACACUUUCUUGGGAUGUUCCAUUUUUUAUCCGACCCCCCCCCUCCCCCCCCCAAAAGAUGUCUGAAAAAAGAACCCUCAAAUUUCAUUUGGUGCCCUUUGAAAAUGAAAUCCAAAGGGUUUCAUUUUUUUUGUUGCCGCCAUUGAAAAAUUUGUCCGAAGGGACCAAAUUUUGUCAGCUACUUUGAAGUAGAAAUCCAAACCCCCUAUUCGAAAGCCUGCCAUCCUUAGGGGAUUGUGGAAGGAAGGGGGACAUCCCUUUGUAGAAGAUCAUCUCAUAGUCCUUCUAAGUUGUUAGUCGACACAGCGCAAAAUUUUAUACUUCAAGGGUUUCUUUUGAUCAAUCAAUGAUAAAAGAGCCUUGCACAGUUAGGGAAAAUCAAGUGACAGCACUGGAAAGAGUGCCUUAAAAUUAAUAAAAUUGCCAAAUUUGAAAGUGAUACAUCGUAAGUGAGCCAAGAUAUAGCUCCGCAAAGUUGUGAAAAUUUUUUAACAACAUUUGUAUGUGGGGGGCAAGUUUGUGCCCCCUCCCCCAACCAUAUAAAUGUCUGUAAAAUUUCACGUCUUUAGGGAGCUAUGUAUGUGGGGAGCAAUUUUGUGCCCCCUCCCCCCAUCAUAUAAAAUGUCUUUAAAAUUUCACGACUUUAAGGAGCUAUGUAUGUGGGGGGCAAGUUUGUGCCCCCUACCCCCAUCAUAUAAAAUGUCUUUAAAAUUUCACGACUUUAAGGAGCUAUAUAUGUGGGGGGCAAGUUUGUGCCCCCUUUCCCCACCAUGUAAAUGUCUGUAAAAUUUCACGACUUUAAGGAUCUAUGUAUGUGGGGGGCAAGUUUGUGCCCCCUUUCCCCACCAUAUAAAUGUCAACCUCGUCCCCAGGGCUUUUCCCUUAAAAAAUGGGUGGGGAGGGAAAAGGCCCUGGCAUCGGCUGGUCACGUGUCCCCUCGUACACCCUAAAAACCUGGGUGUAAUAAAUUAGCGCUAUGUGAAAAGCUAAAAUUAUGCAUAACCUCACAGCGCGCGAUCUUGGGCGGCCUUUUAUAUCUCUUGACGAUUAACGAAAAGUUUUACAAGGUUUCCUUUUUGUCACAGAUACUGGCUAUGGUAAUUUUUUGCUUUCCUCCAAUUUCUAUGAAGGGGACGGCGAGCGGUAACAUUUGUAAAACUUCCUUUAUAGAGCGAUAUAAAUGACAAACAAGCUAUCGUACAUGCAUAAAGUUUGUACCGGAAAAGUUCGUUUUCGCGACUUCUUUUGAUAUUUUAUUUUAUUUCUUGCGAAGUAGACCGCCAUACACAACCUAGUUCCAUUCACCUUAACUCUCAGCCAUAUCAUCAUAGCGAUACGCGUUGGUUUAGACUUAUCUUGUAUGACUGUAUUUUAAAAAAAUUCAUUGACCUCUGCGAGACUUGACCGAAACCGGAAACCGCGCAUGAAUAGUCUCUGGCACCCAGGGUAAAAGAAAUAUUGUUCUAGACUUCAGAGGUAUCAAACGACUGGUAACAAAGAAAGACUUGGGUCCAUUUAAAAUUGACAUAGCUGUGGUUGAUUCCAAUCGAUCGGUCAAUCUUCCCUUUAAUAUAAGGAAAAUCCUUUGUACUUAUCCUCGGAAGAGAAAAUAUAUAAGAGAUCUUCAAAUGUUUCAGAUCGGCGACCUGUCAUCGUUCCUGGCUGGAGGGCUGACUUGCAUCCGGCGCGGAGAUUUGUUUGUUUCAUGGUCGGGUUAGAAGACCAGAUUCCAUAAAGCAUUUUGAUGAACAAUUCUAUUUCAAUUAAGUUCAAUUUGUUUAAAUUCACUGCAGAUCCUAGAGGCAAAGGCCCACAUUUUUGUUUGACAUUGGACAAAAUCACUUUCCGCUUGAUGAUCGUAUAGUAAUUCCACAGUCGCGAUGAAUUUCAGUCGAAGUACUACUCGAUAACAGCUUGUCUCAACUCUGAAGCAUUUGACAUAUUUUGUACGUGACAACGUAGAGCCGGUACGCCCUUUCAUAAACUUGUAGCGUUUGAAUAAUACACAAUUAAAUGGAUCUUAAGCUUUUGAAUCGCACAGAUGCGAAAAUAUUGACAUACAGUUCGUGAUAUUAUUACUUUCCAUUGUUGCUCCGUUCGACUUCUGUCAGCGCAAAACCAGCGGGUUGCAUAUAAAUUAGCUUCUCAGGAAUAUUUAGGCUGUACACGUGACCAGCCGAUGCCAGGGCCUUUUCCCGCCCCACCCAUUUUUUAAGGGAAAAGCCCUGGGGACGAGGUUGUAUAAAUGUCUGUAAAAUUACACGGCUUUAAGGAGCUAUGUAUGUGGGGGGCAAGUUUGUGCCCCCUCCCCCCACCAUAUGAAUGUCUGUAAAAUUUCACGACUUUAUGGAGCUGUAUCUUCAUUAGUUUUGAACAAAUCACUUUCAACCUUGACAAUUUUACUAAUUUUAAGGUACUCUUUCCAUUGGUGUUGACAGAUUUUCCCUAACUUGUCAAAAGUUGAAAAAAACUGUGGAAGGGUCCAUUAAAGUUCUAGCGUUAAAGCACCCUACAACUGCUCCUCAAGAAACAAAACAUGAUUGCUGAGAUAAUCUGCAGUAGUUGUAGUUUAAUAUCAAAACCUUACCUAAAUUAAAAGUCACAAAAAACUAAGGAAUACAUGUAAUCAUGAAACUAACACUGUAAAAAUUAUUAACAUAGAGAACAGUGUGAAGAAUAUGCUUCUUGGUUUUAAUUUAGGGCUGGGUUAAUAUGAACUGUUGACUCCUUCUUGAGAAUUCUUGCUGACUUGUUGCAUUCUUUUUGCACAAUUUAGUGGUUUAUUGUAUUAGAUAAUGAAUUUGAACUGACUAGUUGUUGCAUUCUUUUUGCUUGAGAGCUGUAUUGUGUCACAUCAUAUUACGAACAUCCAGUCAUGCCGGAUUAGCCGAGACACUUUCUACAUUUUUUUUACAGCGUUUACAUGUAGCUAUGUGAAUCAUCAUUCAAUCCAUAUAAUCUGCCACAAUUUUUCCAACACUAGCUCAUUUCCACCAUUUCAGCCUGAAGCACAUCUCUUUCACAUACUCAUUAAAUCUGCUGUACUUUUCAAACCAAAUUUUGUUCUCUCUUAGGCCUCAAGCUUUUCUCCAGUUCAAGAAAUUGCAAAAGCCCGUGAAAAAAUUCAUCAGACGCUUAGCUCGGUAAGCUAGUGUCUUAGCUUGCCCUUAAAUUUGCACCAUGGCCAUCAAUCUUUUUCUGAUCACUGACUUUAACAACCUAUCUAAAUAACCCAAUUUUUUAAUAUAAACAUGUAUCUUACAACAGUUUUCUGAAGGCAAGAGCUCAUGGGAGCACUGAUGGAUUAAAAACGUUCACAUUUGGAUACAGUUGACCAGUAAUAUAGCUAGGUUUUAACCUUACAGUUACAUUCAAUUCAGCCUCAUUAUGUGUAUAAGUACUAAGACGGUUAAUUGCAUCUACGUUAGGCACCAACAUAUGCGUCGGCUCCCGCAAGUGGAGAUGCUCGUAUUGCUCAGCUAGAAGAGGAGAACAGGCAACUGAGGAAAGGUCUGACAUACAUAAGAGAUUUAUAAGAAAUAAUUAAAAAUGUUGCUGAUUAAUCAAAUAAUGUUUACAGCACUUCAUCCUUGUUGUUGCCGACUGCCCUUUAGCCAGCGGACUCUACCAAAAUAGGACUUAGUCCCCACGGACUAGAGACUCGAACAUGUGCUCGCGAGAUCCGCCAUUUUGUUGUGUCAUUGUGUAGUUCUCGGAUCGCUAGUUAAAAUCUUUGUUGUUCUCGCUCGUUGCCCAAGUUUUAUUUUGUUUGGAUAACCUCCGCCACACUUGUGAGACUACUUUUGGGGAGUUGUGCUAAUACCUAUUAUCACCUGGUCAUCACGUAACAGUGUUAACCCUUAGUCUUAAAUCAUUUUUGAUAUUUGACUCUAUAGUUACUGAUGAGUUAAAGAAUGCACUGGAAAAACUAACAUUGCGAGUUACUCAGCUUGAGAAAGGUAAUAAAAAGACUAUAAUUAUCGUUCAGUUUUGUUCUCUAAAAUUAGAUUAAACAUAAAGAAAAUUGCAUACAUGUAAGUAUAAGAGGGCAGACCUGUUAAAGGCAGCUAUAGAGGGAAGUAACAGUCUCCAUAGCAGCAAAGAUGUCACCAUGGUAACCAAGCCACAGCCAUCCUCCAGACACCUAGCAACACAUCACUGAAAAGUCAGUGUGUGAAGCUAAGAGUUUGGGAAUCAGAGACUUUAAUUAAGCAAUGAGAACAGUGACAGCAGUAAAAACAUUACUGACAAAUAAUUAAGUUCAUGUGCUUUUCCUUGAACUUUAUUACAUAUAUUCCAUUGCAUGAAACUUGUCAAAUGUGGGUGAAUUCUUUUGAAGGUGAAUUUGUUAAGGAUCAUAAUUUAUGUUAAUUAAGUUUAGAAAAAGGUACAUACAUACAUAUUUAUUAAUGGUUAAGUGUAAAACACUAUACAGGAUGUUAAAAGGUCAAACGACACAGACAGGAGUACAUUUAAAUGCUAUGGAGACAAGAAAAUGCACUCCCGCCAUCUUUGAGCAUGGCUUACUGAAGGUGGAAUUAUCUAUCAUUAACUGUGUGAUUAAAAUGUCAUACAUUGACAAAUUUCACAUCAUAGUCACACACACUAUAGCAAAGAGAUGUACCAAAAAGGGUAAUCCAUUUAAGGAGUUGUGAAGGCUUAUUAAGUUACCUACUUAAUAGGACAAUUGCACGAUGACGUCAUUUUACUACAACUACCAGAAUCCUUGAGUUUUCUGUUUUCUUGUGCAAAUUAAGGCUAUUGUUCUUUAAUCCUCAGCGGGAUUGACAAAUUUAAAUAACAAAGCAAAACCAAAAUGAAUUCUGGUAGUUGUAGUCAAAUAUCGUCAUCAUGCAAUAAAUUGUCCUAUUCUUUGGCAGUUUUCAUUUUCGUUGAUGUCAUUGUUGCCUAUUAAGCUCCCUAGCUAUUCUUAUUUCAUGUACUGUGCUGUUGUUGGAUUUGAUCAAAUGCCUUGAAGAAGGCAUAACCUUGUUGAUUUAAGGGUUGCUUUUGAACAAGUUCUUGGUAAAUUUUUACUUACAAAGUAAAAUUUACCCUAUUGACAGCUACACACAAUUUGUUGGAAGUGUAUCAGUUUCUGUAACUUGCAGUGUGUGAUUUCUUUUCUUCAUAGGGGGCAAGGCACAGUCCGAGCCAGCUUCAGCUGUAAGUUUUUAUAAUUUUUUCUGAGAUUUGUUUAUGCAGAUCUUGAAAUGAAAGAUUUAUUUUUGCGUAGAAAGUAUAAAGUAUAUGUCUACAUAAUUUCUGUAUAAGAUACAUGGCAAUCAAGGCUAAUGUGGGAGAUAUUGAUUUUUAAAAAAAAACAGCGUCGAAGAUUUCCCUGCGCAUUUAACGUUUUGAAAUUAAACUACACCUGUAAAUAUGUGUCAUGAUCUGUAGGCUCGGACUGAAUGGCUUAUUAUUUACACUUGAAUUCUCAGCCACCAAAGGAGGGUAAAAAAGCUAAGGAUGACGAUAAGGAGGAAGAUGAUGAUGACUUUGAUUUGUUUGGCUCUGAUGAGGAGGAAGAAGAUGAAGAAGUAUGUCAGAAAAUCAACAAGACAUUUCAUGUUUAACUCAAUGCACAGACUUCUAAUGUGUGUCAGCAUUUUGCAUGAACACUGUACUUUGCUGCACCCUCUUUCUAUCUUGGGAUAUCUUAUCUUAGCUAUCCUGGUUUCUCUUGCUAGGAAAAAGAGGAGAGGAAAGCAAGACUUGCACAAUAUGCAGCCAAGAAAGCCAAAAGUAAGUAUUUGUACAAGUCUUUGUCUCUGUACACUGCUGAACCCUUUAAGUCCCAAUACUGACCAACAUCAAUUUUCUCCCAAUGAUAUCCGUACAUUGUCAAGAGAUUAAGUUAUGAGAAUUAAUAAAUGAUCACCUAAGAGAAAAUGCCUUGAUCUUUUGUCAAAUUCUCUCAACUCAUUCUUUCAGGAAAUGUAUAGAGAUCAGUUUGGAGAAUUUGUAUGUGGAUAUUGGGACUUAAAGGGUUAACGUAGGCUUGAUUAACAGCCACUGCACUGUUUGAGAAAACAGGGAGGAUCAAAGGACUGGACUCAGGAGAGUGGCGGCAAUCCAGCUUAUGCUCAACAGUGAUCAGUUCUUAACGGGAUUUUACUGUUAUCAGCCUAAAGGGAAACAUUGACGCCACUCCCACCCCCUGAAUUACGGACCUACCCUUGUACAAAAUAAAGAAAUAAAAUAAAUAAAUAAAUAAGUAGUCAUAUCAGGCACUUUUUUUUAAGGGAUCACAAUGGUAAAUUAUUAUUUUUACUGCAUAUUAUUCUGUUAUGGAAAGGAUUUUACUGUGUGAAAUUUAUCACUAUUUAUGUGGAGUAACUGAAUGUUAGUGAAUGAUUCAGUGCUUUCAAUAAGCACCCAUCGCUGAAAAGAGUAUGGUUUAACAUACAACUACUGUCGUUUCAGAACCAGGAGUUAUAGCAAAGUCAAACAUUAUUCUGGAUGUAAAACCGGUAGGUUUCUGUCAAGCCCAGAAAACCUUAAACAUCAAAAAUAUUUCCGAAAUGUUUAUUGUGUUGUUAUCAAUCACAACAAAGUUCAGGACGUGCAGGCAAACAACACAAUCACCAACUAAUUAGCAUUGUUUCUUGUGCUUUAGUGUCCACUUGCCUAAUUGACUUUUUCCUUCAACACAAUAACAUUUCAAUGAUAUUUCUGGUUUAACCAUGGCAGGAUUAGCUUAGUUGGUAGAGCGCUUGAUUGCAGAACGGGAGGUCUGAUAUUGAUGGUGAUUAUAACAAUAGUGAUGAUAAUGAAAGAUGAUGUUAAUGAUAAUGUUGAUGAUUGUGGUGGUGAUGAUAAUUUACAAUAUUAAUAUUUUGCUGAUGAUAACACAUGUUGAUUAAAUCAUAGAUGAUUACUUGAAUUACUUGAAUUACUUAGUUAUCGUACAUGUUCACGUACGCUACGCUCUACUGAUCAAAAACUUCUGGCAGUUCUGAAGUCAAGACUUAAAACAUACGGAGACAGGGCCUUCUCCAUUGCUGCACCUAAACUCUGGAACGAGCUGCCAUUAGAUCUUAGAAGUUUAGAUACAAUUAAUUUAUUCAAGAAACACUUAAAGACCGAUCUUUUUAAAAAAGCACAUUUUUUCUCCUCAGUGGGAUGAUGAAACAGGUAAGUUGAUGAGAAUUUACAUGAAGGUGAACUCUGCUAUCAAAAUUCAAAUUCUCAUUUGUUGUCCCUAUACAUUUCCUAUAGAAGUAGAGGGGAGAAAUAAUUGUUGAAGUAUAAACCAGAUUUAUCUUGUGUGAUGAUGUCCUUUAUUGUCGUCACUGAUCUGUUUUAUAAAAAGCAUUGAUAUCACAAGGAGAAUUUUGAUGCUGAUCAUUCUUGGAGGAUUAAGAGAAGCUUACUCAUAAUGGUUACUCAUACUAAGUAAUUUAAGAAAAAAAUACUCUAUCACUUUUAGCAGAGACUUAUAAAUAUCAUGGUAACAAAAAUUUUUGAUUGCCAGAACGAUGACGUGUAAAUGAAGCUGCUUCAAAUGUUAAAUAUUUCUUUUAUUUUACAGAUCUAAAAGCUAUGGAAGCCGCUGUACGUUCUAUCACAUGCGAUGGUCUUCUUUGGGGAACAAGUAAGUACCUGUACUGAUACAUAAGCGUCACCAUCACCAUCAUCAUCAUCAUCACUACCAGAACCACCACCGCCACUACCACAACCAGGAGGGAGUAGCAAUACUCCUAUGCAUGCUUCAAGCUAAAUAAACCGGGGUAAUUAAGCUCCGGCCGUUUUGCCCUUUGGUUCGUGUGCGCCUUUACCUUUACCACGAAGUGGACACGGGCAGGCUAUUGUUGUAAAGCUGGGCCGAAGCAAACCUUUAGAAACUAGGGGGGUGCAAAGAUUUUAGGUGGCUCAUUGUAUUUGAAAAGCAGAGGGUUUGCGGUCUGGACGACCCAUUGGACUGGUCUCUGUAUCCUAAAACUAGAAAAUGUUUCACCUAGCUGCAGAGACAUCAUUGUUUCAGUGCUCUGGGAGAUGAAUUUGUAUUUUCAACUUUUAUCCGUGCAUGUUUUGACUUUUUGCGGCAAAAAAAACGCGGCCCCUCCCCAAGCUACGGCCCUGUAAAGGCGAUUCUUAAUCUUAUGUCUAAACUCUGUCUUUGUGUGUUUUAGGCAAGUUUGUACCAGUAGCCUAUGGUGUACAGAAGCUACAAAUUUCUUGUGUAGUCGAGGACGAUAAAGUUGGUACAGAGUUUCUCGAGGAAAAAAUAACGGAAUUCGAAGAUUUCGUAAGUUUUAUUUAAACUCUUUGUUUUGACAGUUUCCUCUUCUUGUUACUUGAUCCUUUAAUGUCAUAUUUUUCGCUUUGUUUGCGGAGACGUAUGUGGCCGAGCGGUUAACAACUAGAACUCCAGAUUUCAAAGCCCGGCCCGUUGCGUUUUUCCCUUAAACUUUAUUUCGCUCUUUGUCUCGUACCCGGGUCUAUAAAUGGGUACCAGCAACAUACUGCUGGGAGGCAACCCUGCGAUGGAUUAGCAUCCUGUUCAGGGUUGCGGGGGGGGAGGGGUAGCAACACCCCUAGGCAUGCGUCAUGUUAAAGAAACCCGAAUAAGCCCCGGCCGUUUAAACCUUUGGCUCGUGUGCGCCUUCACCUUUUUAUACUCUGACAAGUGUUUUCACUUAUUUUGUGACUCUUAACAGAUUCAGAGUGUGGAUGUUGCUGCUUUCAACAAGAUCUAA